Closterium sp. NIES-67 is the source of this 311-nucleotide messenger RNA. The record is from the annotation of a GenBank genome assembly. Lineage: Eukaryota; Viridiplantae; Streptophyta; Zygnematophyceae; Desmidiales; Closteriaceae.
UCGGAUUUGGGUUCCCGCCUACCGCGUAAUUAUUACUCGCCCGACCUACCGACAGACGUAAAGCAGUACGUCACCUCCAGUGCCACGUGUCAACGCAUGAAGUCUUCCCCAAUUCGGCCGGCUGGAUUGCUACAGCCGCUCGAGCCACUCAGCCGGCCCUGGCAACAAGUGACGAUGGACUUUGUCACAGGCCUGCCAGCUAGUUCAAGCGGUAACGACACGAUCCUCGUCGUCGUUGACCGGUUGACCAAAAUGGCCCAUUUCGUGCCUGCAAAACGACAAUGAUUGCCGAGCAGACAGCGUAACUGUUC